Molecule: messenger RNA, 405 nt
Organism: Lactuca virosa
Lineage: Eukaryota; Viridiplantae; Streptophyta; Magnoliopsida; Asterales; Asteraceae
Source: the annotation of a GenBank genome assembly
AUGAAUCCGGUUUUGGUAGCAUAUCUGAAAACAUUCGAUUCUUCUAUUCCGACUGGGAUCUUGUUACCUAGAGAAGAGAAGAAGACCAAAAAGUCGAAGAAAGCUGAUCCUGCUUCCUCUGAACAGAAAACGAAGGAUUCAAAAUCCUCUAAGUCUCCAAAGAAGAAAAUUAUUGUUGUUGAAGUGACGGUGGAUGAGACUCCGGUGAUUGAGCCAAUAGUCGAAGAAACUCAAGAAAAUGUGAUUAUUCCUUCGAAAACUAGGAUUUUUCGAAGAAUCAAGAUGAAGGCAUCCCACAAACGCAAGUCUCCAACUCAGGAAAUGCUUCGCAAACCUCAAAUCACUCAUAAAGGAGUGUUAAUCCGUGAUGUACCCGCAUCUGUCUCUCCGGUGUCAAAGAAAUGA